Messenger RNA from Carlito syrichta (Philippine tarsier), 1183 nucleotides. RefSeq names its product chromosome unknown C16orf46 homolog (gene CUNH16orf46). The record is from RefSeq and is a predicted model, not a curated record. The transcript is spliced from 2 exons. Lineage: Eukaryota; Metazoa; Chordata; Mammalia; Primates; Tarsiidae. The coding region runs from base 1 to 1152 and encodes 383 amino acids.
AUGGAUCUCUGUCAGAAAAGUGAGACUGAUUUAGAAAAUAGUGAAAAUAAUGAAAUUCAAAGCACAGAAGAAACAGAACUAACCUGUACUUGUCCAGAUGAAAGAAGUGAAAAGAAUCAUGUCUGCUGUCUUCUCAGCAUCAGUGACAUCACGUGUGAACAAGAUGAAAGAGCCGGCGAGUGUGUCAUCGGAACCGGGUGGGAAGAAGCAGUCCACGGCUGGGGAAAGACUUCUCCCACUGCCUGCAUCUGGUCAAAGGGGAAGAAACUGAAAAAGGCCAGAGUCGGGGAAGGUGCUGGCAGCGGCUGCUUAGUCUGUGUCAGUCUCUCCCAAGGGAGCGUAGAGGCCAGGCCUCCUGUGGAUGCUGGGAAACUGGAGGCCGGGGCUGUGGCAGGGGCAGGCAGGGAGAAGGAUCGAUGCAGCCCUUUGGAGAUUCGGGAGGUCCCCCAGGACCCCAGCACUGCUUCCAGGGGUGUUGGCAACAUCUGCUUUCCCACCUACAUUCCUGGAGGAAAAAAAAGUCUGCAAAUCAAGGAGUUUAUUUGGUGCACAGAAGAUUGGGCCGGCCCCGAGACCAUUAGGGGUCAGGCUGUCAGGCACCCGGGCGCAGGCGUCAGCAGAGGGCUGCCUUCCAGGGCCCUCUUGGUUCUGCCUCCCCUGAAGCCUUUGCUCCCAAACAGCUUGGAUGUGCAGGCGGUGAAGGUGCCGAGUGUGGAAAAGGCUGAGUGUGUGGCUUGUGCCUGUGGCUUGAAAACAGGUGACGAAAGAGGUGAAAAGAGACCCGGAGAGCGGGCAGAGCACCUGAAGGCCCAUGACACGCUGCCCUGCCCUGCCCCAGCCUCGGCCGCCGACGCCAAGCAGUGCUGCCUGUGCUGGGCCCUCCUGCCCGAGAAGAGCCUGGCGUGCCCACCUGACACGAACCACCUUCGCUACCUCACCACUCUGCAGCUCCUGCAGAAAAAGGGAGUGCAGAACUACAAAGCCAAGUUCAAAGCCAAGGAGCUGAGGCCACCCAUGGGCACCCAAAAGCACGUUCUCCCUGAGGCCAGCAGGACCCGAAUGCUGGAGACCAAAGUGUUCCCAAGACCUCUGCUGCCGUCCCUCACAGUGAGCAGGGUUGUCAUCCCAGUCUCCACCCACAGGGUCCUCUGAGCUGUCGCUAGAGUUCCUUGGAGUUAAAUUC